Messenger RNA from Durusdinium trenchii, 2105 nucleotides. Lineage: Eukaryota; Dinophyceae; Suessiales; Symbiodiniaceae. The record is from the annotation of a GenBank genome assembly.
UGUGGCUUGAUCCGUGAGUUUUGCAGCCAUGGCCGCCACGACCAAAAGUGGCCACACCAGCAAAAGUGCUCAGACCUCCAAAAGCGCUGCCACCGCCCGGUCCGCCCGUUCCGGUGCUGGACCCGCUGGACCCGGUGCCCGCUACAUGGUGCGGUCGCGGGCGCGGACCAGCACCAUCGACGCCAUGCAAAUGCACGAGGCGGUGACGCCAGAUCGGUGGUGCGUCACCAAGAUGGAUCUCAGGCACUUGCGAUUGGAGGUGCUUCGGUGGCUGCAAGACGGCGAGAUUCAGUCCAAUCCGGACACGGAAGACAGUGACGAUGAGGACAAGUAUGGGCCCAGCAUUUACAGUGUCAACGAGCAGUAUAUCAAGCCCGUGACCGCCGAUGCGGGGAAGAUGAGUUGGGCUUUGAUGAUGAACCCGGAGGGCUUAGACUGCGAUCUAUUUGUCAGUCAUGCUUGGCAAGAAGGCAUCUUCGAGUUCUUGUCCAAGGUCUUGGGAUCUUGGCCUUUCUGGGUGCGCCAUGCCUGGUGCUGCAUGCUCGCGAAUCCCCAACAUCUCAACAUCGGUUCCAUGCUGCAAUCGCCCAAGACUUCGCCCUUCGCCUUGGCCUUGGAAGCUUCACGCUUGGUUCUGGUCGUAUCCAACCGACGCAAGAGCGUCUACUGCCGGCUGUGGUGCGGCUACGAGGCUUAUGUGGCCUCGGAGAAGUCCAAGGUGAUCCAGAUAGCCAAGCCGCUGCAGAUCCGCAGCAUGUGCUGGACCUUUGGACUGGCCCUGCUGCCUUUGGCAGGAGGCCUGAUUUUUGGUGGCUUGGGACGAUGGCAGAAUUGGGACUUAAGAUUGGGCGUGAUCUUCAUCGCUUUGGCCUUGCUGGCCAGCGCCAACACCCAUCACGUGAUGCGACAGGCCUCCAACUACAUGGGGCUGGCUGUCUCUGCUUGCUUGGCGGUGUCUUGGAUACCUUUGCCCACGGUCCGUUUCAUUUGGGUGCUUCCUCCGGCUGUCCGCGUCAUUUACAACGUUUUGCUUUGGCUUUGCGUCUUGGCCUUCUUCCUGCUGGCCGAAGUGGACCGCGCGCGCAGCGAGGACAUUGCGUGCGAAGGCCAGAAGUUGCGGAAGGGCUACCGAGGAUCCAUUUGCCAGGCGUCAUGUUCGGAGGCAGCAGACAAGAGAAGAAUUUGGGAUGAGAUUGGAAACAACGUGCACCAGGUCGAUCACGCCAUCAACGUCUUGAUCUCUGCAGGCCUGAGCUCCCCUGCGCUGCGCGCCUGUGCCGAGAAGGGCGUGGAGAUCGAGGGCGCCGGUCAUGCGGAGUCGGCGAUUCCCCUGGUCUUCCUGGGACCGCAGCUGCUGGUGGGCUUAAGCCAAGUCAUCAUUAUAUAUCUGAACGGACAGAACACGGCGGACCCCGGUUUGGUCUUGGAAGCAUUGGCAGUCGUCGCACGCAUUGCCUUCAUCAUCCUCAUUUGCAAAAGUGCACCAGAUGAGAGAUGCUUCAUGUUCAAGGUCAUCACCAAAUUGGUGACCGUGAUUUUCUUCCCCUCGAUCUUCACCAUCGUGGUUGUGGUUGAACUGGGGCAUCCAGGAGCUGCUGAGGUGGUCGGCCUGGUCACCUUCAUGUGUUUUAACCUGUCCUUGAUCCUGGCGCUGAUCUUUGGUUUGCUGGGCAUCCAAAAGACGCUGCAGCUUCCCGGCGGCCCCUGUUUGCUGCAGAUGGUCUUUUGGCACGCCUCAUCCUGGGGCUGUGCCAAGAGGAAUCUCGACUCCAGCUCUGAUGAGGAGACAGACUGACUCUGAUGAGGUUUAAACCCAGGAGCGACAGAAUAUGCCGACAACCAGUCCAUGUCGAUUUCUACCCGGGUCUACCCGGCAAGAUGGCGCGAGGAUGGCAAUAGGAAGCACAAGGUUGUAUGGGCAUCCAACUGCCGAUCCGUUAGCUUUGAAUUAUCCCUCCCUAAUGGCCUUGGCUUUAAAGGGAAGGAUUGGGGUUGAGCUGCUUGAGCUUUGAACAGAUGCUGAGCUCCAAACGCAAAGACUUUGGAGGUCAGACAGUGGGCUGCGGCUCAAGGCAUCCACCGUGUCCGUCGGACGUGUCCACCGU